Molecule: messenger RNA, 5551 nt
Organism: Gadus macrocephalus (Pacific cod)
Lineage: Eukaryota; Metazoa; Chordata; Actinopteri; Gadiformes; Gadidae
Gene: frmd4a
Product: FERM domain containing 4A
Exons: 9
Coding region: 1-1917 (638 amino acids)
Biological process (GO): establishment of epithelial cell polarity
Cellular component (GO): adherens junction; bicellular tight junction
Source: RefSeq, a predicted model, not a curated record
AUGGCGUGUGUGUGUGUGUGCGUGUGCGUGGGCGUGUGCCUUUCUGUGUGUGCCUGCGUGCGCGUGCAGGAGGAGGAGCUGGAGCGCCUGGAGCGGGAGUUCUCCAUCCAGUCCCAGAUCACGGAGGCGGCGCGGCGGCUCGCCAGCGACCCGCACGUCAGCAGCAAGAAGCUGAAGAAGCAGAGGAAGACCUCGUACCUCAACGCGCUGAAGAAGCUCCAGGAGAUCGAGAACUCCAUCAACGAGCACCGCGUGCGCUCCGGGAAGAAGCCCACGCAGAGGGCCUCGCUCAUCAUCGAGGAGGCCAACAUCGGUUCUGAGGACAGCUCCCUGUCCGACGCCCUGGUCCUAGACGAUGACGACUCCCAGGUGACGGGGACCCCCACCUUCUCCCCGGUGGCGUCCCCCCACAAGGGCCUCCCGCCGCGGCCGCCGCCCCAUAGCCGGCCCCCGCCGCCCCAGUCCCUGGACGGCCUGCGCCACCUCCACUACACCCGCGUGGACUACGACCGCUCCCCCAUCAAGCCCAAGAUGUGGAGCGAGUCCUCGCUGGACGAGCCCUACGAGAAGGUCAAGAAGCGCUCGUCCCACGGCAGCCACAGGCGCUUCCCCAGCCCGGGGGGCACAGAGCCAGGGGGCAGUGACUCCCUCCAGAGUAGCCCCGUCAGAAGCCUCCCCGGCUGGAGCUCCCAGUCCAGCAUGCCCUCCACCCCCGACCUGAGAACCCGAGCGCCUCGCUACGUACACUCCACCAGGUCUGUGGACAUCAGCCCCACCCGUCUGCACAGCCUGGCCCAGCACUUUAGGAACCGCAGCUCCAGCCUGGAGUCCCAGGGCAAGCUGCUGGCGUCGGACCCCGGGGCCUCCCACCCCCGGCCCCCGGGGGGCGCUGUGACGGGCAGCCCCGACUUCUUCCUGGGCCCCGGCCGCUCCAACGGCUCGGACCCCCUGGACGACUGCUCGUCCUGCACCAGCCACAGCAGCUCCGAACACUACUACCCAGCGGGGGGCGGGCCCCUGGCCCCCGGGGGCAACCCCAACUACUCCACGCUGGGGGAGGACUCCCCCUCCAAGGCGCGGCAGCGCCAGCGCCAGCGCCACAGGUCCGCGGGCCACCUGGGCUCCUCCAACUCCGGCUCCAUGCCCAACCUGGCGGCCAAGAACGGCUGCGGCGGCGGCGGCGGCGGCGCGGGUGGCGGCGGCUCGGCCGGGGGUCACCACGGGGUCUACAUGCACAGCCAGUCGCAGCCCUCCUCCCAGUACCGCAUCAAGGAGUACCCGCUGUACGUGGAGGGCAGCCCCAACCCCGUGGUGGUGCGCAGCCUGGAGAGCGACCAGGAGGGCCACUACAGCGUCAAGGCCCAGUUCAAGACCUCCAGCUCCUACACGGCGGGGGGGCUGUACAAGGAGACGUGGGGGGCGGGCGACGACGGCGCCACCGAGGGCGGCGGCGGUCGACUCACGCCGUCCCGCUCGCAGAUCGUACGGACUCCCUCGCUGGGGCGGGACGGGGCGGGCGGAGGGGGGACGGGAGCGCCGGGGGGCCGGGUGGCCGUGUCGGACGAGCUGCGCUGCUGGUACCAGCGGUCGUCGGGGAGCCUGAAGGAGAAGGGCCACUCGCACUCGGGGUCCAACGCGUCGGAGACGGGCUCGCAGCAAGGCACCCUGGGACACGGCCGCGGGAGCCGCGUGGGGACGCUGUCCAGGUGCUCGCCAGCUGCCUCCCCACACAGUCAGAGGAGUAUGACUCCCUCCAGUGAACUGGCGGCCACGCCCACUCCCCCUUGUAGCCCACAACACAUUCUCAACUGGCAGAGCGGGUCCUUCGGCGACCGCUGCAGCCCGCUGGGCCCGGAGCUGGCCGAACCGCAGCCGUGGUACGGAACGGAGCAGGCCAAACCCGGGACCCUGGUCUGAGCCCCUCUGCUGUCCCCCCCCCCCCCCCAUCACCGCCCCCCCACUGUCCAUCACUGCUCCCAUCGGCACCACCCGCUGGAUGACCACGUCUUUAGAACCCCCCCCCCCCUCCCCCCCCUAUCUCUCUCCCUCUCUCUCUCUCUCUCUCUCUCUCUCUCUCUCUGCUCGCUCUUCAGACGGCCGUACUGAGCAGGGGGGGGCUCCUGGGCUUCAGGGACUACUUCAUGGGAGGGGGGGGGGGGGGGGGGGUGAGGGGGGGCAGAUAGACAACCAGAGACACUCCGAUCUUGAACUUUGACCCCAACCCAACCCCGAACUCCUUGUGCUUGGUGAUCAGAAAGUGCGCCUUUCAACGAGGGCUGAACGUUAAGAGAGAGGAAACGCUUUCUGAGGGAAAAGGCUUCACGAGACACAACACACAUAUUCACAGACACACCCCCCCCGCUCACCCGGACCCCGUUUUCCAGCGGACCUUUGACCUUUGACCUUUGUCCUCUGAGCCUCGACCAGUGCUGCCCACAGGCAGAGGGACCCCUGCUGGAGUUGAGCCUCCGUCUUUCUACACACGUCCCGCCCCCAUAGCUAGGUUUGGGUUCCCCGUUCAGUCUUUCUUUUUCUUUUUCUUUUCCGUUCCUCCGUGCUUUUCUUUACAAUCUGUAUGUUCGACAUAACGAUACGAAAAAACCAAGGUCGAGUUGCUCUGUUUCAUGACGUCCCCCCGCCAACCAAAGAUCCAGCAGACGGAUGGACCCCACAGCAGCUCGGGGUACGCGGACAGACCCAUCUGACUACCGGCCCACUGGAGGCUAACACGCUAACAGGAUGACAACAACAACACGGCUAGCUUCUGUUUGGGGGCGGCUGGAUGGCUUUGUGGGAAGGAGGGCUGUAGCAAUAACACACAUAGCAGUGCAUGCAGUGCAUGGGUGAGAAACAGGCUUUGGUACACGAUGAAACACCCUUUGUGGCUCGGAGACGAAAGCCUGUUACUGCAGCGAAGGGUUUGGGCUGGCAGUAAACGCUCAUUUGUGUGUGUGUGUGUGUGUGUGUGUGUGUGUGUGUGUGUGUGUGUGUGUGUGUGUGUGUGUGUGUGUGUGUGUGUGUGUGUGUGUGUGUGUGUGAUUUAGGGCUGGGCGAAUAAUCAAAUUUUGACCACGAUUUUGAUUUUAGCUUCAAACAAUCACAAAAUUAACAUAAUCACGUUUUUUUAUGUUAUAUAGAAAGGGCAGAACAGCUGGAUACAUAUCUGUAUUUUAUAUUAGAUUGGAACCUUUUCUUUUUGACCAUUUUGUGUCAUUUUUAAGGGGAAAUUUCAAAGAUCUCAGUUCCAAAGUUAUUUGUGGAAGAGCCAUGCUGAAUAAAUACAACAUGUUUUCAAACUCAAAAAUAAUCGUUUGAAUAAUCGUGAUUAGGAUUUUUCCGAUAAUCGAGCAGCCCUAGUGUGAGUGUGUGUGUUUCAGUGGUUUGUGUAUAUUGUCUAUGUUUUGUGUUUCUUGAUCUGUUCAGGCAUCUGGGAUUCUGUGGAGAGGAGACAUCAUGGAAAACAUCUCUUUCAUUGUACUUAACAACUAAAUAAAAAAAAGCAAUUGACAGCCCCUUAUACAAACAUAUAUUAGUGUUAACAGAAAUGUUAAGUCAGUCAAUGAGUCGUGGAACGAGCCUGGUAUUGCGAUGCAGAGUGCAGUAGGCUCUUGAAAAUCGGACUACACAUUUGCCCCUCUGUCUGUAGGUCACUCUGUUGGUCCGUCUUUCCAUUUGCUAGUCGUCCGUACACAUCAUCUGCAGGUCAGUGCAGUAAAACAGUCGGUUGAUCCUGAAAGUCUAGGCCCGGUAAACUGUAUAAUCACAGUGCUCUGACCCAGACACACACACACACACACCCACACACAGUCUGACUAGCACGACACAUGAUUAUAGUUGAAGCACAUACUAAUGUUGGCUUAUCAGUGCCAAAAAAGGUUGGUGCUUCAAGCUUGUACUGUCAUUAAGGAUACAAACGUGCCCGUUGUGUAACUAAAACAAACAGUCUUAUCAUUACCUGGUAUUAAACCCAAGUUUAUUUGCGUACGGGAAACAUUGGUUCUCCCUUUGGUUUUGAAGCACAAGACAAACACAGUUUUAGUGGUCAGGGAGGCAUCUCUUAAUGGGGUUGAACGCAUUGCUGUGAGCUCCAACUUAGGCCUACGACUUAAUUUAGUGUUGAUGCAAAUCCUGACCUCAAAGGGAAUUAAGAGCACACUUAGUUUGAAAACGGCGCAUGAAAUCUGCCGAGCUCCCCUCAAACGAAAACAUAAUUUUGCAUGGUUUCACCCACGAAAGAUAGUGACUCAUGCUUUAUGGAAAAGCCUUUGCACCCAUCCCUAAGAUAUAUAUUAUGGUCUGCUUUCACCCGAUUUCACAGCACUGACACAGGGAAGCCACCGGCCUGUUUGUUUCUCAACGUGUCCCACGUGUCAUUGUUGUAAAGCGUGCGUCAUCCUGUCCGUGUUCCUCGCCCCAGCGUGAGACGUUGGGACCAGACUCUGCAUGGCUGGUUCUGUUUGACUUGUCCCGCAAGUACUCUGUGAGAUGACUUAGGUAGUUAGUAAAAAAAAGAAAAAGGAAUGAAGCCCCCCCCCAAAAUGGAUCGCUGCGACCCCCCACCCCCCCCCCCCCCAAGGCCCGGCCCGGCCCACCCUCUCGCAGCCCCCCCGCCUCAGAGCCGCAGCACCCAUGCAUCCAGCCCCCCCCCCCCCGUAGAGACCACUGUCUGCCAUGAACCCGUGCAUGUCCUGCCAGGCAAGCUAGAGAUAAGCUCCGCCCCCUCCUCUGCCCCCGCCCCCACCCAGCCCCGCCCUCUAAAAGUUAUCCAGCAUCUGCCUUCUCUGCUCCACAACGAGCGCGUCUUUAUACACUAUUCGAACCUUGACCUUUGUCCUUGUGGUGAACUCUGACCUCUGAGCUCAACGUGAUGAAGUGUGAUGUACUGUCCCUCCCUUUAGGUCUAAACAUGCCAUACUUUCUGUACUUUAUAGCGACAUAUGAGGGUGUUUUUUUUAUAUAUAUAUAUAUAUAUAUAUAUAUAGUCUGAGAAAAGGAUAAAACUAACUUUUAUCAGUCUUUUUCCGUAUGUAUGGAGGGACGCCGUACGGUUUUGUGGGGGUUUUUAACAUUCACCACUGUUUUAACAAUACCCCAUUUUAUACGAAACCAGUAUUGUUUGUUUGAUUUCUGACAUCGUAACAACCCUUUCAGGUGCUACAAAAUGACCAGUUACUGCUAAGUCACGUAGGAGUUAGACUACCCUUCAAUGUAAACUAUAGAUUCCAAACCAGAUGUGCAGAACCAAGCUUAUUUUAACUUACAGUUUAAUAGUAGAAGACUUAUUCUACCAAACAAUAGAGCAUGUAACCAGAUUUGAUCACUUCUGUUGAACUGUAACCAGACAUCAAUGGUGUUGUAGGUUUAAAAAAAUGUGGAAUUGACAAAAAAAAUAACUAAAUUCCACAGUUAAUUUAUUCAUUUUUUCUAUUAAGAAUUUGUAUAGUAACUUUACAUUUUUCAAAACUGUGUUGUUGGCAACUGAUAAUGAAUUUUCCAGAUGAGAAGACUUGGUGGUUCUUGAGAUUAUGAAAAUAAAUUAUUGCUGAAUGUU